Nicrophorus vespilloides is the source of this 3797-nucleotide messenger RNA. RefSeq lists its product as uncharacterized. The record is from RefSeq and is a predicted model, not a curated record. Gene Ontology annotation, molecular function: olfactory receptor activity; odorant binding. Gene Ontology annotation, cellular component: plasma membrane. The transcript has 12 exons. Gene Ontology annotation, biological process: detection of chemical stimulus involved in sensory perception of smell; sensory perception of smell. Lineage: Eukaryota; Metazoa; Arthropoda; Insecta; Coleoptera; Silphidae.
AUGUACAAUCAGAAAUCAGUUCUAUUAGAUUGUUACUCGCCUGAAAAACGUCUUUUAUAUUAUGCUGGAAUCUACAGGGAAUCAACCGGAUUCAAUUUGCGUUAUUUCGUAAGCGGUUUAGUGACCAUCACUUUUUCCAUCAUGCAAUUUAUGUCGAUGCUGAUGAAGAUCAUUGAUAAUAUAUACGAAUUGGAAAAAGUCAUCGAAACGCUCUAUUUCUUCAACACUCAGGUUGCUUUCCUCUGCAAACUAUUCCCUUUCAUGUUACAACGUCACAAGAUUAAAGAGUUUGACAGUAUUGUGAGCAGCGAGUUCUUCAAUAGUUACUCCCUCGAGCAAGCUCAUUUCCAAAACAAUGCUAUCAUGGCAUACAGAAGGUUUGCGAAUACACUUAGAUACAUGUGCUUGACGACUGUAGCUUUAUUCGCUGUAUUUCCAUUGAUGGAUGGGAAUGAAUUGGCUGUACCGGGAUGGUUCCCAGUAGAUAUUAAGAAAUACAGGGCACCGAUCUUUUGCUUUCAGGUCUUUUGUUUCUUUCUGAAUGCCUUCACGACCUGCAGUAUUGAUGCAAUCACAAAUGCUUUAAUAAGCAUUGGGUCAGGCCAGUUCGAGGUACUUAAGGAUAAUUUAACCAAUUGUAGAGAAAUUAAUGGGGAUGUGAACAUGACCAAGGAUGAAAUUAAUUGCGUCGUUGUUGAGAGAUUGAAGAGAUGCGUUCAACAUCACAACGUUAUCUUAAAUUUCGUUGAUGAAGUUGAAAGCGUUUUUUCUGCUGGAAUUUUUCUACUUUUCGUAAAUAGUUUAAUGGUUUUCUGCUUAACCGGUAUACAACUUUUAGUGGUACCUACAAAACUACAGUUUGUAUCUUUACUAUUCUAUAUGGUAAGCAUAAAUUUCGAGGUGCUGAUAUAUUGUUGGUUCGGACACGAUCUAAUGACGAAAAGUGCUGAUAUUGGACAAGCUUGCUACAUGUCCAGAUGGAACGAGUGCGAUAAAAAAGUGCGUGUGAUGCUGUUCUUAAUCAUGGAAAGAGCCAAGAAACCAAUUUGCUUAACCGCCGGAAAACUCUUCACAUUGACAUUAUCCACUUUUGCGAUGCUGCUGCGAUCGGCGUACUCCUAUUACGCCGUAUUAAGACGUCUGUACGCAGAAAAACCACAGUUGUAAUUAUGUUCAUUAAGAAUUCCGUUUCACCCUGCACUUCAACUCACAUUAGAUCACAAGACGUUGUUGAAGAUGUUCACGAAACAGGUGCAAACGCCUAAAAACUGCUUUGAUUUUGAAAAGAAAGUUAUGUAUUUCUUCGGAUCUUAUCCGCUGUACGGAAAGGAUUUUACUUGGUAUUAUUUCUUCAAAUAUUUGAUAACGUUCACCUUCAGUUUUGGGUUUAUUUUGUCGAUGGCUUUUAAUAUUUAUUAUAACCUUGAUGAUUCCUCGGUGGUUAUUGAGACGCUUUACUUUGGGUUAACUCAAACAACGUAUGUUUCGAAGCUGCUGAACUUUCACAUCCGAUUUGUUGGAUUCCAGAAGUUGGAGGAAUAUUUACAUGAUCCAUUUUUCAAUAAUUACGCUGAAAAACAAAGUAUUUUCAUUAAAAACGCGAUGCGUAAAUGCUUUAUAUUCGGAUGGUCCUUCAGAGUUUGCGUCUCGGUGACUAUAGUUUUCUUCACGGUGUUCCCGUUUCUAGACAACAAGCUGCUACCGCUUCCCAGUUAUUUUCCAGUUAACGUUAAAGAUUUUCGCUACGUCCUCUUCGUUUAUCAAAUCGUUUCCGUUAUAAUGAACGGAUAUGUUCACUCAAGCCUCGACUGCAUAGUUUGUAUUUUAAUAACAAUUGGCUCGGCCCAAUUUGAGAUCCUUAAGGAUAAUCUCACCAAUCUGCGUCUAGGGCUCGACAACGACUAUGGAAAUAGAGAGAAGAAUGAUGUAAUUGUUAAAAGGCGAUUGAAUUAUCACGUACAGCAUCACGUGAAAAUAAUAGAGUACUCACAACACAUUGAGAACAUGUUCUCGUUCGUGCAAUUUGUUCAAUUCCUUGCGAGCAGCAUUAUCAUCUGCGUCACUGGCUUUCAAAUCAUUGUCACCUCACUGAAAGAUUUAAAGUUCAUUACACUUGUUCUAUACUUUGCGUGCAAUUUGAUACAAGUAUUAAUGUGCUGCUGGUUCGGACACGAUAUUCUUAGUAAGAGUGAAGGUGUCGGAGAAGCUUGCUACAUGUCUGAUUGGUAUUAUUGCGGGUCAAGCGUUUGCCGUACGAUUUUCAUAAUCAUGGAAAGAUCCAAGAAACCCGUUAUGCUGACCGCCGGCAAGUUCUUCAACUUAUCACUACAAACUUUAGUGCAGGUCUUAAAAACAUCUUAUUCUUACUUAGCAUUGCUAAGAAGAAUGAAUGAAAUUAAUGAAAUAUAAAUAAUAAAUAUUUAUACUAUACAUUUUGUCGCUAAUCUAUAAAUAUUGCUAAAGUUAAGCAAUUGAUGGGUGAUCUGCACCUUCUUAUAAUAACUACACGGACUACAAAAUAAUUCUUAAUUUUCAAUGAUUUUCUUAUAUAAUUCAUACAAUUUUAUCGAGUAAAAAUCCUGAACAACACAAAUAUUUACGACAGAAACACUGAUGAAUAUCCUCUCAGUUGAUUCAAUUGGGCAUAAACUACUCUAGCUAAUAUAGAUACUACCAAUAAUAGAAGAAUAGUAUAACUAUAGUAAUAAAAAUAAUAACUUAUAUUUGACAGUUUACAAAAGUUAAGCAACAGAUUGGUGAUAUGAACUUUAGUGUAAUAACUGGACGGAUAACAGAUUACAAUAUAAUAUUUAAUUUUCAAUGGUUUUCUUAGAUAAUUCAUAAGAUUUCAUCGAGUAACAGACACAAAUAUUUACACAAAUAUUUCGGCACAAAUAUUUACACCAGAAACACGGAUGAAUACUCUCGCAGUUGAUUCAAUUGGACAUAACAUAACUAAUGACUAAUAUUACAAAUGCAUUAACAACUUAUAUUUGACAGUUUACAAAAGAUAAGCAAUGGAUAGAUGGCCUGUACCUAUUAUCAAUGGUUUUCUUGUAUAGUUCAUAAGCUUUCGUCAAGUAACAGUUUAAAGUUUACUUCCAAAAUAUUCACAUUUCGGUUGGAGAUAUGCGUGUUCAUGGAAAUAACAGCGUCAGCAAAUGUAUACAAACUCAUUUUUAUGUAGAAGGAAAUGAGUUAUCAAAUUCUCAAAGACAUAAACUCAGAUGAUUUUCUUACAUAAUUGAAAUUAUAUUUUAGAAUAUUAGAGAUUAAUAUAUUAGCACAAAUAUUCGCACGAUUGAAAAUCUGCGUUGUAGUUUGGACAGGAAACAUCCGACCAAAUAUAGAUUCUGCUAAUAUUAAAUGCUGUACGAUUUAUAAACUAGCUUCAUUGCAGCUGCAAUAAAUAAGUGCACCGACGUAGCUAAAUUGUGACAAUUAAUCAAUUUGAAAAUGUCAAUUCGCGUGAGAACAGUCACGCAAAAUGUUCACUGCUUUACCAUUCUUCCGGUCCAUAUCAACAACGAUUUUGCGUUUGAAAUAUAAUUUGGAGGUGACUCCAUCUCAAUUCGUUAUGAAAUUGGAAAAGAAAACUGCGUACGUUGAUUAUGUAAAAAAGGGUAACGUUUAUGAAUUAUUGAAGAUGGAAAUUCCACCUGAUUUUGGAUCGGAUUCGGCUUCUCACGUUCUAGCAAAGGAAACGUUUGAUCAUAUUAUCAAGAACAAAGGCAAAAUCAAAAUUUCCUGCUGGUAUUUAAGAGAAUAUUAUAAUUAUAAUAUUAAUAAAUACAAGG